AUGCUUCCACUGUGCGACGUGACUCAUUUCCCGGGUCUGCAGAGGAGGGAACCUGCGCACCUGGUUAUCCCAAAUGAUCUCAGCGGUAGCCGCAUGUUUCGGCUAACGGGCAAGGGUGCGGAUGAAGACCCUGUGGGCGUAUUCUCCAUCGACAGGUACUCGGGAGAAGUGUCCGUCAGCCGCUCCCUCGACAGAGAGGUCAUCUCCGUCUAUCAGCUCCAGGUUUCCACAGUGGACAUGAGUGGCCAUCUAGUAGAGGGCCCCGAGGUGCUAGAGAUAUCCGUCAUCGACCAGAACGACAACCGGCCCAUCUUCAGGGAGCUGCGCUACUCAGGAGAGGUGCUGGAGGGCUCACCCACAGGCACAUCUGUGAUGACGAUGACAGCCAUGGAUGCGGACGACCCCAACACUGACAACGCUGUGCUGCGCUACAACAUCAUACGCCAGUCGCCCGAGAAGCCGUCACCCCACAUGUUCUACAUCGAUCCCGACAGGGGACACAUCCUCACUGGCAUCUCCCCAACCCUGCUCGACAGAGAGACGUUGCCCACCACCACGUAUGAGGUGGUGAUCGUGGCCAAGGACAUGGCGGGCACCGAGGUGGGACUGACGGGCACGGCCACCGCCACCAUCACCAUCACCGACCGCAACGACCACGCGCCUGAGUUCACACACUCCUUGUUCCAAGCAGUGGUGAAUGAGGGCUCGACUGGUGUGGUGGUGAACCUGACAGUAGACGACCGUGACGACCCGACUAAGGGGACCUGGCGAGCGGUCUACUCCAUCAUCAACGGAGACCCCGACCACAGCUUUGAGGUCACCACUAACUCCGACAACAACGAGGGCAUGGUGACCGUCGUCAAGCCACUGGACUAUGAGGGCACAGUGUACCACACACUGCUGAUAAAGGUGGAGAAUGAGGAGGAGCUGGUUUCUGAGGUGGGCUACGGCCCCAGCUCCACGGCGACUGUAUAUGUGACGGUACUGGACAUGAAUGAGCGGCCCAUCUUCCACCCCAACCCCAUGAGGGUCACCAGGCAGGAGAACAUCCCAGAGGGCAGCUUCGUAGCCCUGCUCAACGCCACAGACCCAGACUUCCUGCGGGGCCAGAGCGUCAGGUUUUCCAUCCUGAGAGACCCGGCGGGUUGGCUGAGUGUGAACCCAGUGAGGGGAACCGUCAACACGACCGCCGUGCUGGACCGCGAGUCUCCAUAUGUACACAACAACCAGUACACAGCUGUCUUCACCGCCUCAGACAAUGGUGACCCCCCUGCCACGGGCACUGGCACGCUGGUCAUCACCUUGGAGGACGUGAAUGACAACGCCCCCUACGUGUACCCAUCGGUAGUGCGCGUCUGCGAGGAUGCCAAGGAGCUGAACGUGUUCACGGUGGGAGGGAGAGACAGGGACAUCUACCCCAAUGGAGAGCCCUUCAGAUUCCAGCUGGCCAAUCAGCCUGGCCUGGACAAGACGUGGAGGACCUCACGCAUCAACUCCACGCACUCCCAAGUGAUGCUGCUCCACAGUCUGAAGAGAGCCAACUACCAGUUGCCCCUGGUGGUGACCGACUCUGGCAUCCCAUCGCUAACCAGCAGCACAGAGGUCAAGGUGCUGGUCUGCACCUGCAAGAAGAACAGGAUGGACUGCAAUGGGGCCACGUCGUUGCACUCUUCGCUCCUGAUGUCACUGCUCGCUGCCACCUCCACACUGCUACUCCGAUACACACUCUGCUUGUAACUUAUGCUGAAUCUGUCUGUACUGCUUUUG
This is a messenger RNA of Engraulis encrasicolus (European anchovy), 1767 nucleotides long. Its product is annotated as cadherin-13-like. Gene Ontology annotation, cellular component: catenin complex; plasma membrane; adherens junction. NCBI's taxonomy places the organism in Eukaryota, Metazoa, Chordata, Actinopteri, Clupeiformes, Engraulidae. Gene Ontology annotation, molecular function: calcium ion binding; cadherin binding. The transcript is spliced from 11 exons. The record is from RefSeq and is a predicted model, not a curated record. Gene Ontology annotation, biological process: sprouting angiogenesis; homophilic cell-cell adhesion; cell morphogenesis. Bases 1 to 1737 code for a protein of 578 amino acids.